UUAUAAAAUGAAUAUAAUUUUGAAUUGAUUGAAAUGGAUGGCAUUCAUGACCGAGCCUCAAGAUAUUUGAGAAGUGCGGCCAAAUGGACGGCAUCGUACAUGGCUUCGGUCGGAUCAAUGACUCGACCAUAUAUUAAGAGAGCUAAUACCGAACCGGUUGAUAACAGUGUCUAUCAUUACGAUGAGCCCCGUAUCCAUCAAUUGCCUCUAUCUCCUCCCACUUCAUAUUAUCAUUCAAAUUAUGAUUUAUUUGAGAGUCCACAACAAUCACUAAUAAAUAAUAAUUAUUUUCAUUGCGACCAAUCAUUUAUUGGUCACAACUCUGCCGCUACUAAUGAGACCAAUGUUGUUGAUAGCAAUGUUCAUAAUACAUAUUAUGCCAUCUCUACUAAUGAUACCAUUGAAAUGCCUGAGCCCUCACUAUCGGAGCAAUUGCUUCAAUUGGACUCAUCGCCAAUCAAAAGACCCUCUCCUUCACCCAGCGAUCAAAGGCGCCGUAAUCCCCGUCCUAUAAAACGGCAAUUACCAGUAAUUAACAGUAAUAUGUCCGCUAAACACGAUACUCCUAUGGCAAUGAAUAGUAAUUAUAUAAAUAUAAAUAAUAACAAUAUUAGUGCACGUGAUAUGAAUCCGCGCGAACGGGCUCUACAACAAAUGCACGAUAAAUAUAGUGGAACUCAUGUCCACACAAUAAGUACUACUCUAUUGGCGCCCACAGAAACAUCCAGUAGUACUUCACUACUAUUUCGUGAUAAUAUAGAUUUAAAUGAUUGUGAUGUCAAUAAUAUAAUGUGUGAUAUUGACAGUAGAGAUAUAUUACCGUCAAUGCCUCCAAAAGCUCCACAAAUCGGCCGAUUAUUACCACAAUUGUGGCCAAAAGAUAACAAAAGUCCUCCUUUGGCGACAUAUGACGAUGAAGAUGAUGAAGAAGCUAUUGCUUCAGAUGAUGAGGAYGAACAGGAAGAUCCAAAUGAUUACGUGAAGGGUGGUUACCAUCCGGUGAAAAUCAGUGAUGUCUUCAACAAUCGAUAUUGUGUCGUACGUAAGCUCGGAUGGGGACACUUCUCCACUGUUUGGCUCUGUUGGGACCUCACUGACAAACGUUUUGUUGCUUUAAAAGUUGUCAAAAGCGCAUCACAUUAUACUGAGACAGCCAUUGAUGAGAUAAAACUACUGAAAAGUGUUCGAGAGAGUGAUCCCGACGACCCAUUUGGUGAACGAGUGGUUAAACUUUUAGAUGACUUUAAGAUAAAUGGUGUUAACGGGACACAUGUUUGUAUGGUGUUUGAAGUUUUGGGUUAUAAUUUAUUGAAACUCAUUAUCCGAUCUAAUUAUGAAGGAAUCCCUAUUUCUAAUGUCAAGAAAAUUAUUAGACAAGUUUUAGAGGGAUUGGAUUAUUUGCAUACAAAAUGUAAAAUAAUUCACACCGACAUUAAACCAGAGAAUAUUCUGUUGACUGUCGAUGAAAGUUAUGUGAGACGACUGGCUAACGAAGCGUAUCAAUGGCAGCAAAUGGGUGUUAGACUCCCGGGAUCUCUCAUAUCUACGGCACCUAAAGAACUAUUAGGUCCUUCAGUAUCUUCUAAAAUGUCCAAAAACAAGAAGAAGAAGCUUAAGAAGAAAGCCAAAAAAGUGGCCGAAAUUCGAGAGAUUCAAAUGCAGCAAUUGGCUGAAGUAGAACUCAGGGAACAAUUGAAUGCUGGUAAUGACUGUUCACAUUUAGGCGACGAAUGUGAUGGUAAUUGUGGACAUAGAAAUGGUUGCGAAAGACUUGCUGCUUUGGAUGAAGAGGUUUCACAAUAUGAACCAUCCCAUCAUCGAAAUCACAUCUCAUCAUUGACUGAGUCUUCCGGUCACGAUAUGCGUAACGGACAUCCUUUGGAUUCGCACAUAAGAGUUAAUGUUACCGACGGUCAAAAUAUUUGUCCACCUAAUGAAAUGCGGAAUCGAUUAGAGCGUUCGGAAAGUACAUUGGCUCCUAAUUAUCAAAAAUGCAAAGAAACUGGAAUUAGACGUGUGUCCAGUUGCCCAGAUCARCAACAAAUGAGGGAUCGCUCACCCGAUCCUUCACAUGAAAAUUGUGAUAUUAAUGUUAAGAUAGCAGAUCUUGGAAACGCCUGUUGGGAGGAUCACCACUUCACAGAAGACAUUCAGACUCGUCAAUAUAGAUGUCUUGAAGUAAUACUCGGCGCCGGUUAUGGUUCUCCAGCAGAUAUUUGGUCCACUGCUUGUAUGGCUUUUGAAUUAGCCACAGGAGACUACCUUUUUGAGCCACACUCGGCGGAAGAGUAUUCCCGAGAUGACGACCAUUUAGCGCAUAUUAUUGAACUGUUAGGUCCCAUCUCAAAGAAUAUUGCGUUUGCCGGUCGAUACUCACGUGAAUUCUUUAAUAAAAGAGGAGAACUGCGGAAUAUUCAUUCAUUAAAACCAUGGGCUCUCUAUGAUGUGUUACUUGAGAAAUAUGAUUGGGAACCGUCUAAAGCGGAACAGUUCACUGAUUUCCUUUUACCAAUGCUAGAGUACGAUCCAUUGAAAAGAGCAAAGGCUCGCGACUGCAUCUCCCAUCCCUGGCUGGCAGACACUGACACCGAAGAUUCGUUAAAAUUUAUUUGAGAUCCACACUAAUUGAUAACACAUUUAUAAAGACUAACGUUAAAACAUUGUUAACAAAAAAAGUUGUUUUUAGAACAUGAAAAAUGAUAUUUUAUUUCAAAAUGCAUUUUAUUUAAUUAAUACACAAAUGAUAUAAAUUUUUUGUUUAUAAGUAGUUUAUUAAGCUAUUGAWGCCAUAAGCGAUAUUAAGCAUUAAUAUUGUAUAAUCUAUGAUCAAAUCAAUGCCGAUUAUGACAACUUAUUUAAUUAAAAACAUAAUUUUAUAUAAGGGUCUCUCAUAUUUUUCUCAAC
Messenger RNA from Oppia nitens, 2904 nucleotides. Its product is annotated as SRSF protein kinase 3-like. Gene Ontology annotation, molecular function: protein kinase activity; ATP binding. Lineage: Eukaryota; Metazoa; Arthropoda; Arachnida; Sarcoptiformes; Oppiidae. Bases 34 to 2613 code for a protein of 859 amino acids. Gene Ontology annotation, biological process: spliceosomal complex assembly; regulation of mRNA processing; protein phosphorylation. The transcript is spliced from 11 exons. The record is from RefSeq and is a predicted model, not a curated record.